Molecule: messenger RNA, 903 nt
Organism: Lichtheimia ornata
Lineage: Eukaryota; Fungi; Mucoromycota; Mucoromycetes; Mucorales; Lichtheimiaceae
Exons: 5
Coding region: 1-903 (300 amino acids)
Biological process (GO): regulation of transcription by RNA polymerase II
Molecular function (GO): RNA polymerase II cis-regulatory region sequence-specific DNA binding; DNA-binding transcription factor activity, RNA polymerase II-specific; protein dimerization activity
Source: RefSeq, a predicted model, not a curated record
AUGAACAGCCUUGACCUCAAUUCUGAAUACAUGAAUCAUCUCUCCCCGCAAUACACUGAAGCAGCUGCUGCCGCCACCAAGAUGGAACUCACAGCCGUUGACCAACCCAUCAUGUACCAAGGAUCGCCACCAUUGUACUUGUCGUCAUCACCUGUACAAGCAGCUCCCAUGUUUUAUCAUGAUGGCCAAGUUGCUACUACUACUGCUGCUAGUGCACACCACCAACCUUUUGGUAGUCCCGAUUCGUUCAUGUCGGGUAUGUCGCCGCAGCAUAGCCCACUCUCGCAUCAUCCUGUAGAGCCACCCAUGUUGGUCGCGUCGUCCUCAUCUUCGACGACUGCAUCAUCCGCAUCAUCCAAUUCUUAUCUUAAUCAGACCCUUGCCAAGGCAUCGUCAUUGCCUGAAUCAUUUUAUCCCGAGUUUCUUCAAUAUUCCAAGGAAUCAUUUGAACAGCAGCAAUGUUCUGGUGGUAGCAACGCAGCUCCAAAGAACAAGAAGCGACGCUGCUUACAGCAACAACAGGAUGAAAACAAUGAUCAACAAGAUGAUCAAGAAGAAAACCAGCAACAAGCUGAAGAAAAUGAUACCGAUGAUGCCAACAUGACCACCGCCGAAAUGCGUCGUCAAAUCCAUAUCCAAUCCGAGCAAAAGCGUCGUGCUCAAAUCAAGGAUGGCUUUGAGGACUUGAGAAACGAAUUGCCCGCAUGUUUGAACAAGAAAAUGAGCAAAGUUGCUUUGUUGCAUCGAACUGUUCAACACAUUCAACAUCUCAAGAGCACACAAAUGACCAUCCUUGCUGAAUUGGAGCGGCUAGUGCAUGAAAAUGAGCAGCUUCGCAAGUUCCAACAAGGUGUAUUGCAGAAGCAAGCCUUGGAGAACAUGUACACCAUGGGUAAUAUGUAA